AUGCCUCCAUCCAACAAUCCAAACCAAAACCUCCCCCACCUAACAACAACCCUCGCCCACACAAUCCCCGAAGAAAUUACCUCCCUCCACCUGAUCUCCGACAGCAUCGCCCAACAACGGCAAACCGCAUCCCGCGCCAUCCUCUUCCACCCCCUAACCCUAACCUUACUCACCCUCACAAUCCUCCUCCUCUCACAACACCUCUACCAAACACCCCCGGACUGGCCCCUCCUCCUAACAACAAGCACAGGCAGCAUAGCCACCAUCCUCCUAUUCACACGGUACACCACAAGAGGCUACCUCGACGAAGCAGAACGCAUUGGAACAUGGAGAUGGCUAUACAGCAACAACCACCAGUCUAAUUCAAACCCACCACCCAGCCACCACCAAUAUCGCACUUCCAAAGACCCAGAAACUAGUGCCAGAGACAGGGAUCUAAUUCUCAUAUCCAAAUUCGGGGACAAGAUCAUAGGCACGCUGGUUCUAAGGGCUGUUGACACCCUUUCUGAACUGGAUGAGCAUGUAUCUAUCCCCGAGAGAACGAAGAUGGGUGUUCUUGAGGCUGGGACUACGGUUGGUGUUAUUCGCGCUUGGACUGGAGAGGGGGUGGCGGGGGCCGGUUUUUUCGGAGAGACAUGCGAAUUCGAGGGCGUUUGGGUUGGGAGUUGGGAGUGGGGGGAUGAGGGGGAGGGAUAG
Molecule: messenger RNA, 696 nt
Organism: Aspergillus pseudonomiae
Lineage: Eukaryota; Fungi; Ascomycota; Eurotiomycetes; Eurotiales; Aspergillaceae
Exons: 2
Coding region: 1-696 (231 amino acids)
Source: RefSeq, a predicted model, not a curated record